AGACUUCCAUCUCAUUUGAGAUACACACCAAACCCUUUGGUCUUGCAUAACAUUCAAUUCUCUCUACGACCCUCAUUCACCAGCCAUGUCAAGAGCGACCACUCUCUUCCUCAUGCUAUCCCUCCUCCUCCUCUCUCCCCUCCUCUCGUUGGCUCGGCCAGAACCCGCCACCACCACCACCACAAGAACACCAAGCAAGGGUGUUGAGGUUGAAGAAGUGUGUGAAGGAAUAGGUGAAGAAGAGUGUUUGAUGAGAAGGACCCUUGUUGCACACCUUGAUUAUAUUUAUACUCAGAAGAAAAAUCCAUGAGAAAAGAGUUGGGGGUGUUUGGUGUUGCGUUUUCAAAAUAGAUUAUACAUUUUCAAAAUAGAUUUUGCGUUUUCAAAACUGCGUUUUGAAAAAGCAUGUAGGUACAUCCUUCUCCAAAACUGCGUUUUUGAUGCUGAUAAUCACUUUUUCAUCCAAACACUUUUUUAGAUUAUUUAUGUUUUACAAACGCAAUAAUCAAAUAAUCACUUCAAAACGUAAUCCCAAACACCCCUAUUUCAAUUACUAUUAUUCGUGUAGACUACGUAUGUAUGUAUGGAUGUACAUUUCUAUGCACUUUGUUAACUUAUGGAAGCUUCUCUUGUAUUAUUUUAAAGGGCUUCAUGUUUUGGAAACGAGCUUUACAUGCUUUGUAAACUUGUUAUGAUUAAUAAAUUAAGGGUUAUUAGAUUA
Helianthus annuus (common sunflower) is the source of this 721-nucleotide messenger RNA. RefSeq names its product phytosulfokines 3. Gene Ontology annotation, biological process: cell population proliferation. NCBI's taxonomy places the organism in Eukaryota, Viridiplantae, Streptophyta, Magnoliopsida, Asterales, Asteraceae. Gene Ontology annotation, molecular function: growth factor activity. The record is from RefSeq and is a predicted model, not a curated record. The transcript has 2 exons. The coding region runs from base 86 to 310 and encodes 74 amino acids. Gene Ontology annotation, cellular component: extracellular region.